Mauremys reevesii (Reeves's turtle) is the source of this 3132-nucleotide messenger RNA. It is a transcript of the gene HHLA2, whose product is annotated as HERV-H LTR-associating 2. Lineage: Eukaryota; Metazoa; Chordata; Testudines; Geoemydidae. The transcript has 8 exons. The record is from RefSeq and is a predicted model, not a curated record. Bases 547 to 1593 code for a protein of 348 amino acids. Gene Ontology annotation, biological process: immune response; positive regulation of T cell proliferation; cellular response to lipopolysaccharide. Gene Ontology annotation, cellular component: external side of plasma membrane.
GGGUCGGGCAGGGCUUCGGUGUGUGAAAGCUCCUCGCCUGUUGUCUUUUGGGGGCUGGGCAGAAGGGUAAGGCUAGGAAUUUGGGAGGUGGGAUGGUUUCCACUUGCUAUUGAGGAUAAACUUGGCCUAACCCUGUCUCUUUCCCACGGUCAUUCUCAGCUGGGCAGCACCUGGCUUUUAAAGGAUGACAUGCAUCUGCUGCUCCAUGAGAGACACAAACCCAGCUGCACACAAGGGCACUACCUACUGGGAACAGGUUUCGCCAGUCCCUCAUAUCUUUCAGCUGCAGUAAAUGUAUUACGUAAUUGUAAGAGCAACACACCUUUCAGCCCUCAGGUCUUUUGGUAUACUUGCGAAAAGACUUUUGACCUCCAAGGAAUAUUGUUUACCCCACCCACCUCUUUCUAUAGAGAGGCAUAGUUCAGUUUUGAACAGCUGAUUAUGUGGCAGCACUGAUUUCAUUUACUGAGGUGUUGGAUGGCUGCUUCAUGUGUCUUCAGAGGGGACUUCCAGUUAGAAAUGAAACUACUGUAAAUCAAAGAAGACAUGAAGGUGCAGAAAAUACUCAUCUUUCUGUUUCAUUUGAAUGCUGUAGUUUCAGGUCUUGAAGAGGUAACCGGGCAAUUAUCCGAAGAUUUUAUCCUUCCUUGCUCUUUUGCACCUGCAAAAGGUGAAGUAAUUUACUGGAAGAAAGGGAACAAAAAUGUGCACAGCUACUACUACGAGAAGGAUCAGCUAGAACGUCAAGACUCUGAGUACAAGGGGAGAACAUCCCUUUUUCAUGAGCAAAUUCCCACCGGAAAUGCCUCCUUGAAACUGAGUAACCUGAGCCUGAGUGAUGCGGGCUCCUACAGCUGCUAUGUGGGGACAAAUCAAGAUAAAACAGAAGUGGAAGUCAGACUUCACAUAACAGUUUCCCCCUCUUAUGCAAUGGAAUAUGAAAAACGAGGCGGAGAGAGACUGUUGAAAUGUCUUGCCUUUCGUAUUUAUCCUGAGCCAAACAUAUCGUGGGCAUAUAACAGUACAUCUAUGCAAAAUACAAAAAUAGAAGUAACCCAGGAUGGCCGUCUCUAUUCAGUCAGAAGUGAGAAGAACAUUACAAACAAAGUUUCUUCUUACCAGUGUCACAUUCAGUUUCACAAUGAAAAUUGGAUUGCUGAAUGGAAAAUGGAAGAUCCGUUUUUUAAAAAGGAAGGAGAUACCGUUUCAAUUCCAUGUGAAUUUAUGGCUGAAGGGUCUCCAUAUACUAAAGACGUCAUAGUUACUUGGACAAUAAUCAGAAAUGCAUCUACCUUGGUUCUGGCAUCCUCCGACAACCCAUCACAAACCCCUGAACAGUUUAAAACUCGAUUAUCUUGGGAGAAAAUCAAUGAACAGGACUACUCAGUAAUCUUAAGGGAUCUUACUCUGGCAGACAGUGGAGAAUACAUGUGCAAUAUUUCAACACCACACUAUACACAGCUCACUGUAAGAAUUUUGCAGGUUGAGGAAAAAUCCUCACAUUACCAUUGGAUAGCUAUAACGCUGCUGAUCCCCAUCAUUGCCUUUAUUGUAUGGUGUACUGUGAAGGGGAGAAGACAGACAGUAAUUUAGAAAAAUAAAGAAAGAGCAAAGAUUAAAUGGCUGCAUGUGGACACUUUACAAUAUAAUGAAGUAGGAGAAGAUUUCGCAACAUAUAUUCAGAGACUUGAGCAAUAUUUUAUGCGUAUGCUACAGAAGAUACAGAUGGCUGUUUCCUAACGUUGGUGUGUAAAACCACUUUUGUGGUGCUUAAAAGUUUUCCUCAAGAGCCUGAUGAAUUGGAAUAUAAGGACAUAAAAAAGAUUCUAAAGAAGCAUUUUGAGCCUAUCGUCAAUUUUUUUUAACAGAAGGAUAUAAGUUUCACCUCAGAAAUCAGAUAGAAGGGGAAAGUAUCUCUGGAUUUUUGGCAACCCUGAAAAAACUGUCCACUACUCUUUGUUUUGGUAAUUUUUGGAAGAAGCUCUCAGAUCAAUCUGAAUUAAGAGAGGUUGUUGGAUGUUGUGUGUCACAAGGAACUGCCACUAGAUGAAGACUGCUCUAUUUGAAUCCACACAAAAAAGUGCACCAAAAUUCGAAAAUAAAUUGGCCUCAUCGUGCCAGGCUGGAAAAAAAGGCCUUUGGAGUGGAUGAAAGAAACACCACCACUGGUUCAAACCUCUCACAGGAUCCAAACAGAACAGAGGGAACCCUAUUUCUGCUGUUUAGGGAUACCACACCUGCAGGAGCAGCGUUUCCUUAAUAAGCUGCAGAGCAAGAAGCGCUUUAAGAAGGGAUAUGUCAACAGGCUUACCACAGUGCCCCAGAGUACAACGAAGGAUCCAUCAAAAGGAAGCCACCAGCAUCUACAACUAGGAGCCACCAUCCUAGUUCGGUGCCUGUCAGGCUCGGAUGAAAGGAUGCGUGAGCUAUACCAUUUCACAGACUUGUAUGUGGUGGGAAAUGGACAGACAUAUCAUCCCCUGUAUUUUGUUAACAUAAAGGUAAAUGACAUGAUAUUGACAAUGGAAGUAGAUACAGGAGUGGCCAUGUCUGAUCUCUGGGGGUGGGAGGGUGGUUAACAAAAAAAAAUUCCUUGGUUAAGAGCAAGAGAAACUAAUGUGCUUUGAUAGCUUUACAAUUAGGGGCAGAUCGGAGUAUUAGACAGCCUCCCUGUCACUUGAAUUACAUAGAUAUCUGUUCACCAUUAGAGUUAAUAGUGAGUGAAGGAAUGUGUCUCCCCCCCUGCACUGAUGGGCAUAAACUGGCUAUACACAUUUAAAUUGGAUUGGAAUGUGGUGCACCACAUGCCAGACAGAGUGAGGGAACUGAAAAAUACAAAGCUGUGGGUUCAGAAAGAGGCAUAACUGUGAGGCUGGUUGUGACAAGGCCUAAAUUUCUGAAUGCUAGACUUGUGCCAUAUGCUCUGUGCAGGAGCCUGUGGAAAAACAAACACUGAAAAAUUGCCAGUGUAAACUUCCCAGGUUUUUCUGUCUAGGGCAGUGAUGGUACAAAAUUACAGGGGCAGGAUGAAGCGGGGGAAAACAGUGUGGUAAAGAUAAUAUGGGACCUAAUGGCACAUUUGCUAGAGAUAAUGAAGAGGUACACUGACUAACUUACCAGAUUAAAAACUCA